AAACCCCAACCAGACCCCUUUCUUUUCCACCGCCCGGCCGCGCUCUUGCUAGCGUGCCGCUGCGCACGGCCGGGUGGACGAUGAUCGAUGCGGUGGCAUCCCCAGACCACAAUGCCUUUGUCUUGUUCGCUCUUCCGUUUCCUUCGUCUGUUCCCCUUUGGACCUGCCACGGGGCCACCAUCUACGGCCAGGUUAGCCACGGCCGGGGCACCUCCGUGCUGGCGUGCGUAUCUUGCCCAGUUCGCCAGUCCGUCACUGUCGCACCGCCCCCCAUAUCAGUGUGCUCUCUGUCUCGCGCUCCCUGUUCUGUACCAGUAGCUGCAGUGUUGGCCAGGGAGGAUAUGGGCGGUGGUGUUGUGUACUUGUGCGUGUAUAUAGGGACGCAGCACGCAGUCGUCAGUACUCGUCAGGCACAAGAAUCAUCGUCCGGCUUGCUGCUUCUCUGUGAGCUUCUCUCAACCUGAAGUAACGCACCGAUCGACCCUUUUUCUGUUCCCGAUGAUGGCUGCCGUCCCUGUCAGUUUCUCCUCGUCGAGUCUGCUCGCGCUCCUCUUCCUCGUCUCGGCGGCUUCCGCCUGCGACCGCUGCCUGCACCAGUCCAGAGCCUCCUUCUACACCUCCUCGCUCACCCUCUCCGCCGGUUCUUGCGGGUACGGCAACUCCUUCAACGGCGGCAUGCUCGCCGCGGCAGGCCCCGCUCUGUACCGCGGAGGCGUCGGCUGCGGCGCGUGCUUCCAGGUGCGGUGCAAGGACAAGGAGCUGUGCAGCACGUCCGGCGCCGGGGUCAUCGUCACGGACAGCGCCAAGACGAACCGCACGGAGCUGGUGCUCAGCAGCCCCGCCUUCAACGCCAUGGCGCGCCCCGGCAUGGCCGACCGGCUCGCCAAGCUCGGCGAGGUCGACGUCGAGUGCAAGAGGGUGCCGUGCGAGUACAACAAUCACAAGAACCUCUCGGUGAGGGUGGAGGAGAAGAGCCACGCGCCCAGCCACCUGGCCAUCAGGUUCUUCUACCAGGGCGGCCAGACCGACAUCGUCGCCGUCGACAUCGCACAGGUAGGGUCGUCGAACUGGAAGUUCAUGGCGCGGGAGCACGGGCCGGCGUGGAGCACGAGCCAGGCGCCGGCGGGGCCGCUGCAGCUCAGGGUCGUGGUGACCGCCGGGUACGACGGGAAGUGGCUGUGGGUGGAGAAGGAAGUGCUGCCGAGCGCGUGGCGCGCCGGCGAGAUGUACGGCACCGGGCUCCAGAUCACCGACAUCGCCCAGGAAGCCUGCUCCCCGUGCGACACGCAGGACUGGAAGUGAAUUAACAAGAGACCGACGAGUGAGUGAAAGCACAAAACGUCCGCAAAGGACUGAGCAAAACAAAGAUGAUGAGGCUACUAGCUUAGCUUAAUUACCUCUGUUGCUGCCGUUCUGGCUGGCUGGGGUUUCAACGAACGAACCAACCAACCAUGAGGAAUAACAAUAGAGAGAGAUCAUUAGUUACAAGUUACGGAGUCAAAUACCUGAAACCGUGCCAAUCUUUAUGAAACGGAGGAAAUAUAAUUUUUGGAUGGAA
This is a messenger RNA of Brachypodium distachyon (stiff brome), 1558 nucleotides long. Its product is annotated as expansin-like A1. Gene Ontology annotation, cellular component: extracellular region. Gene Ontology annotation, biological process: sexual reproduction. NCBI's taxonomy places the organism in Eukaryota, Viridiplantae, Streptophyta, Magnoliopsida, Poales, Poaceae. The transcript is spliced from 5 exons. The record is from RefSeq and is a predicted model, not a curated record. Bases 499 to 1302 code for a protein of 267 amino acids.